GGCUUCCGUAGUUAGCCAUCACCCAGGGAAGGAUGGCCGGCUGGCUGUGGCUCCGCUGCCUUCUUGGGCCUAAUCUACAUAGAGUUCACCGUCCACCGGAACAGCCCCGACCCGAGGGCAGGGCAGGAAGGCGGGGCUGGGAUUACCAACCUAGAAGUUUGGAAAGACACACGGACAGUAUCCUCGGUUGGGCCUUGGCGCUGUGGUCCCUGUCUUACUACAGUUCACCUCUCAUUCUCUGCUAUCUCUACAGGAAAGGCUACAUCUGCAGCAGUAAGCUGGUUCCACUUAGCCAGUACGUGGGCACGGCGUUGGUCUGCUUGCUGGGCGUAGCAUGUUUGAGAGGCUGGGGUCGCUGGAGAAACUCUGAGUAUCUUCAGUUUAUCACCAUUCUGGAGGAGACCAGGAAAAACCGCACACCUAGCAACAAGAGAAAACUUGCCAGCUACGACUUUGACUUCUCACACUGGCCAGCAGAUUUCAGCUGGAAAGAAGUCAGCAAUCCGAAGUUAUCAAAGGCAGGCGUGUCCUUGCUGAAGCCUGAGCCCAAGCACAGAGGGGCAACAGACAGUCUGCUCAGUUCAGUACGAACACUGCCAUGCCAUGUUAUCAGCUACCUCAUCGCGCACUCAUUCGGGCGGAGGAUGCUGUACCCGGGCUCUGUGGGGCUGCUCCAGAAGGCCAUGAGGCCCAUGCUGCUCCAGGGUCAGGCCAGGCUCAUCGAGGAGUACUACGGCCAGAGGAACAAGCUGGUGGCGUGUGACGGCAAUGAAAUCGACAGCAUGUUUGUGGACCGCCGGGGAGACAGGGGACCAAACGGCAAAACUCUGGUGAUCUGCUGUGAGGGAAAUGCUGGUUUCUACGAGGUGGGCUGCAUGAACACUCCACUGGACGGUGGCUACUCCGUCCUGGGCUGGAACCAUCCCGGCUUCGCGGGCAGCACGGGCGUGCCAUUCCCUCAGAAUGAGGCCAAUGCCAUGGAUGUAGUGAUUCAGUUUGCUGUGCACAAGCUGGGCUUUCAGAUGAGUGACAUUGUGGUGUAUGCCUGGUCAAUAGGAGGCUUUACAGCCAGUUGGGCAGUGAUGUCAUACCCUGAGAUCCAAGCGGUGGUUCUGGAUGCCUCAUUUGACGACCUCUUGCCCCUGGCCCUGAAGGUCAUGCCAGACAGCUGGAGACCACUGGUGACCCACACAGUUAGGAAGUACAUGAACUUGAACAAUGCAGAGCAGCUUUGCAAGUACCAGGGACCCGUGCUGUUGAUCCGAAGAACCAAAGAUGAAAUCAUCACGACCAUGGGACCAGAGGACAUCAUGUCCAACAGAGGCAACAACCUUCUGCUCAGACUGCUUCAGUACAGGUAUCCUAAAGUCAUGACCGAGGACAGCGUCCGGGCGGUCAGGCAGUGGCUCUCGGCUGGCUCGCAGGUGGAGGAAGAGUUCGUGUACAGUAGCUACGAGGUGGACGGAGACUGGUGCCUGUCCGUGCUCCAGUCCUAUCAGGCCGAGGGGGAGACGCCUUUCCCCUGGAGUGUCGGUGAGGACAUGACGGCAGAAGGCAGACGGCAGCUCGCACUAUUCCUGGCCCGGAAGUACAUGAGGAACUUUGAGACGACACAUUGCACUCCACUCCCCAUUGCGGAGUUCCACACUCCCUGGAAGCUGUAGCAACCGUGGGAGGAAUGAGGGGGAGAGAGAAAGAAUCUCAGAAGCACAGAAAGCCUUCGGCAGGAAAUUUGGCGUCAGUCCCGGUCGCUGAGAUCGUGGUUUUUUGGGUGUCUGCAUGGUUUGGUACUUGUCUGGUGUUUUUGUUUGCUUGGUUUUGUUUUAAACUUUUUUUUUUUUAACCAGUUUGACUCAAAACCUCCGUUGUGGUUGGCUGACGUGUCUAAGGUUCUUGAAGGAAGCCUCCCGCCUAGUCUUCGUUCUCUCUGGUAGAACGGCGCAUUCCCGAAGGGUUCGCCCAAUCCCUUUAGUCUCCUCCUGCUCCAUAAUUUUUCCUCCUCCGUUUUGUGAGCGUUCAUGAACCCAACUGGAACCCUAAAAUAAUGCCCUGGAUGUUAAAGUAUUAAUUAUGCAUAAUAAAAAAGGAUGUGAGACUAUG
Molecule: messenger RNA, 2100 nt
Organism: Electrophorus electricus (electric eel)
Lineage: Eukaryota; Metazoa; Chordata; Actinopteri; Gymnotiformes; Gymnotidae
Gene: abhd16a
Product: abhydrolase domain containing 16A, phospholipase
Biological process (GO): phosphatidylserine catabolic process; monoacylglycerol catabolic process
Cellular component (GO): endomembrane system
Molecular function (GO): glycerophospholipase activity; monoacylglycerol lipase activity
Source: RefSeq, a predicted model, not a curated record